AUGGAACUGCAUUCUCCAUUGGGAUACAGGCCAAAGUGGCAAAGUAAACACAGUCUUGAGCACUACGUCGUUUUCAUCUGCACUAACCUCUCCAUACUAUUUCUCAUCCUCAAGAUUGCUGUGUUCUGCGUUUACAAGGAGGCUCGCAGAUCCUCGUCCGUUUGCAUCAUGUGUCUCGCAGUGACCUUGCUGGUCGCCCAAGUGCUCUUGCUCGUCACCAAGUGUGCAAACCUCGCGAAGUACUUUUGUUUCACCGGAGCUGUGCUCUCCCACUACUUUUUUCUCAGUACAUUCUUGUGGACAUGUGUUCUCUCUUACGACAUCUGGAAGAGCCUGACAACCACCAAGACGUCUUCGAGCAGUGGCGGCAGAUUGAACUUGUACUGUCUUCUCGCCUGGGGCGUGCCCUUGCUUGUACUCAGCGCUGCCUUGACCGUGAAUCAAGUGGCUCCUGGUUCGGUGUUGUCUCCCAGAUACGGUCACCCUAUAUGCUUUAUCGGCUCUUUCUUUGGUCUCAUGCUCUACUUUUUUGUGCCCAUGGCUGCUCUCGUGUUAUUCUGUCACGUUCUCUACUUCAAGACGGUCCGCUACAUUCGCAAGACAUCUUCCGCAGCGGAAUGCGCGGACAGCACUCGGCAACCCGUGUAUAAGGACAUCCGGAGGCAUGGUCAACAACGGAUAAACCUCGCGCUCUUUGUUCGCCUGUCCUUCAUCAUGGGCGCACCAUGGGUGGUGGCCCUAGCUGGAUCUUUUGUUCCGAGCCUAAUCAUCGACUCUGUAGUGAAUGGCUUCGUCGGUUUGCAAGGAGUGUACUUGUUCUUCGGCUUUAAGGACUAUCGCUACAUUUGGUUGUCUCUUCUUAAGAGAACCACGAAGCCAGGUGCUGUCGUGAACGCUUGA
This is a messenger RNA of Rhipicephalus microplus (southern cattle tick), 900 nucleotides long. Its product is annotated as latrophilin receptor-like protein A. Gene Ontology annotation, cellular component: membrane. Gene Ontology annotation, biological process: cell surface receptor signaling pathway; G protein-coupled receptor signaling pathway. Gene Ontology annotation, molecular function: G protein-coupled receptor activity. The record is from RefSeq and is a predicted model, not a curated record. NCBI's taxonomy places the organism in Eukaryota, Metazoa, Arthropoda, Arachnida, Ixodida, Ixodidae.